ACGGGUUUGACGUGGCAGGAGGCGAUAUCGCCAAUAUGAUUACGAGCCCAAUGGUAUCUGCCACGCCCACAAUUUUUCGUGUUGGCAAACUACGUGAGGAGGCCCUUGGUUUGGCGGAGACGGCGACGCGACACCGCCGCGACGGUCAGCGCAGCAUCGCACAACGCAGUCUUUCUCAUUCGUUUGACGGCGCAGAGGAAGGGUCUCAUGGUGGGCCAGUUGACACACUUGAAAGAGAAGCAAGACCCCCAAGUCCGCCGUCAAACUUAGAGCAUCAUCCGAUUGCCGCGGCUGUCGGCGCAGAUGCGGGCGUCCCCGUCACAAACAGUGGCGCAGACGCGACAGAACAGCUUGUGGUUGGGUCAUCGGCGACAGCACGGCGCGACAGAGCCACUGUUUUGCCGACAGUGGCAUUUUAUGCAAGCGGGAAGAGUACUGGGGGGAUGGAUGAGCAGGGAGUCCGGAAUGUUGGUAGGCCAUCUGCACCGUCUAUGGGGAAACGAUCCAUUGGGAGUGUAGAUGGUGCUCGGCACACCGCCAUGGCCGAGUUUGAGGACCGACACGGGAGUGCUUUGCCGACGAAGACGUCUGAUGUCCAUGCUACGAGAGCCGCAAAGGCGAGUCUUUCUCGGGCAAGGAAGAAGGCCUCGGCAAGGAAGGCGUCACGUUCAUCCUCACAUAUGCGUUCCCGAGAGAGAGGAUCGGGCGUUGUGCAUCUCGAGGACGGAGAGAUUGCACCUGACGGCGACGCAUUGGAUGUUGGAGGGAGGGAUGCAACGACGACAGAUAUCGUCGGCAGGGAGGGCACAGGGAAUGCAGUGGCAGGUCAAAAGAGACGUGGCAGUGUACUUAUCGUCCACGAUGACAGCACGGAUGUCGCCCCGGGAGAGACCACAGGCACUGAUGAUGCAGGGGACUCCGAUUACGUACCCAAACCACGGGCGGCAGAUGGAGAUGAUGAAGGAGGGCGACGAGUGAGACCGAGGACACGACUCGGGCCGCAAGGGCAGCAAGCACAGGGCGCACCAUCGGCGAUGAUUCCUGCCCCCAUAGAUCGGCGAGCUCAGGCGCAGCGGUUGCUGCGCAAAAUGGAGGCCACUCUUCAACAGACGCACGGGUUAUCGCUUGGCCGCGAAGAGACGGAGACUCAGAGACAGGGAGAGAGGGAGGGAGAGAGAGAGAGAGAGACAUAGAGAGAGAGAGAGAGAGAGAGAGAGAGAGAGAGAUUUAGCAGAUACUUGCGCUGGCUGCGUUGUUCGAAAAGCAAGCCCGGGCUAUCACUAGGAUGGGAGGCCAUAUGGCCUAGGCCCGUAGCAUGAGAGCCUAUAGCCGGGCAGGCAGAGGCCGUUCAGAAAAUUGCUUCACUUCAGCUUGUUGUACUUUUAUUUUGUUACCCUCGCAGACUCGCAUCCUCGCAUCCUCGUAGCCUCGUAGCCUCGCAGAGUC
This is a messenger RNA of Chara braunii, 1446 nucleotides long. Lineage: Eukaryota; Viridiplantae; Streptophyta; Charophyceae; Charales; Characeae. The record is from the annotation of a GenBank genome assembly.